Molecule: messenger RNA, 1155 nt
Organism: Metopolophium dirhodum (rose-grain aphid)
Lineage: Eukaryota; Metazoa; Arthropoda; Insecta; Hemiptera; Aphididae
Exons: 2
Coding region: 289-897 (202 amino acids)
Source: RefSeq, a predicted model, not a curated record
GCAACGACCGCGGCGUCUCUAUCGACGUCCGCGAGAUCGCGACCGACAACCGGUCUGGCCGCCGCCUGUGGCACGGCCGCCGGCCCGGCCAGCGGCGGUGGCGACGGAAAACAGCUUUGUCUGGACCGUCGUCGACGAACUAACGCGCUUGAUUUACUGUAGCUACAAUUGUAUAUGAUUAAACGUGUCGCCGUUCAAUAAAAUCGUGUCGUACCAGUAACUGUUGUCAGUGUUAUCCUUUCAAAACCGUUCCUACACCUACAUUGGCGCAGUCGAGUAAGGAGUAAGAUGGCAGAACGCGCCAAUAACCCCCCACCGAACCGCAACAACCGGCCAUCCCGCGGCAUGAUUGCCGCGCAUGUGGAAAAGCUCCGGGCAAUGGCCGCGCAGUUGUUGCGGGAAGCCAGGAGGCUGUCGGGCGAUGGUCCGGAGGACACGGUGAGCGGUUGGUCGGCCGAACGCGCGGCUACCGCGUCGUUCGGCCGGAUACGAGCAAGCCCGACUGCAUGGGCCUUGUUCGAGCGGGGUUUCGCCGAGGGACGCCGGUCCACUCGAGCGAACACCCCACAGCCCGAAGCCGCCAGGCCUAGGGCAGGACCGCCCGGACGAGUGCCACCUCGCCGAACAGCGCCGGCGUACCAGCGCCACGACGUCCGGGAUGGGCGUGGCCGGUUCAGGCGGCCAGCGGUUCAGCCACAAGCCGACCGGACCGACGAGCGGCCCAUGGUACAGCCGCAAGCCCAGCAGCCCGUGGUGCCCCCGCCAACAGAGCCGCCAGCAGAGCAGCAGCUGGCCCAGCAGCCAGACACCCCGGAACAGCAGCUGGCCGCGGUGGAGCGGUGGAUCCAGGCCAUGGAGGUGACGCCCGGGGACCCAGUCAUCCUCCCCGUGGACUAGGUUGCUCGGUCGCGUCUCGCGGACUCGGGGGGGAGUAUGUCGCGGUCGUUAUCGCAACGACCGCGGCGUCUCUAUCGACGUCCGCGAGAUCGCGACCGACAACCGGUCUGGCCGCCGCCUGUGGCACGGCCGCCGGCCCGGCCAGCGGCGGUGGCGACGGAAAACAGCUUUGUCUGGACCGUCGUCGACGAACUAACGCGCUUGAUUUACUGUAGCUACAAUUGUAUAUGAUUAAACGUGUCGCCGUUCAAUAAAAUC